Molecule: messenger RNA, 879 nt
Organism: Bemisia tabaci
Lineage: Eukaryota; Metazoa; Arthropoda; Insecta; Hemiptera; Aleyrodidae
Source: RefSeq, a predicted model, not a curated record
GAAGGAAAUUUUUCGGACAACAUCAUUACUUCCAAUCCAUCACAACGACCUUAUCUUCGCGAAUUUAAAGAAACACGUUUAUAGUCUAGAUUUGCGUCGAGGUUAAGUAGUAUCUACGUAGAGUCAAGCGAUUGAUCAGCAAAUGAACGGUUGAUCUAUCCCGCUCACAAUCUGUUCCAGUUUUCAUGAAGUGGCUUUCCCAGAAUGUUUCCAAUCGUCCUCAUAGUCUUUUACUCGUUUCUGAAAAUAGUUUUAAGUGUCUCUAAACACCCUCUAGUUCUAGUGGUUUCAUUUGAUUCUUUAAGGCAUGAUUUCGUCAAUAAGAGUGCCACCCCAAAUUUGUUCGCCUUGUCCCAGCUUGGAGUUCGAACGAAAUAUAUGAAGAACAUUUUUCCGACAAAAACUUUGCCAGUUCAUUUUUCGAUAGCAACUGGCGUUUACGCUGAGGAUCAUGGAGUUCUUGCUAACUCUGUGUUUUACAACAAUCGAUCUCAUAAAUAUUCCAACGCGCUAUUCGAUUAUAAUGAAGACGUUGUGCCCAUAUGGACGCUGAACGAAAAAGCAGGAAAUGGACGACAUAGUGGUUCUAUGAUGUGGCCGGGAGGGGAAUUUCCAUACCAGGGAGUGAAACCAACCCAUGUGCAAACCUACGACAUGUCCUUUAAUUGGACCAAACGAGCAGAUACAGUCAUCUCAUGGUUCUUGAAUUCCACGGCACCGGCCAACUUCAUCAUGGCUUAUUUUGACAACCUAGAUGUGGUAGGCCACCGGUUUGGCAUCAACGACCCCUCAUUCAAAGCGCAGAUCCAGCAAUGCGAUCAGGCGGCCAAGUAUAUCCAGGAUCAACUCGUGGCGCAUGGACUUCAGGAUAAGGUCAAC